Ipomoea triloba (trilobed morning glory) is the source of this 2698-nucleotide messenger RNA. RefSeq names its product protein EXECUTER 1, chloroplastic-like. NCBI's taxonomy places the organism in Eukaryota, Viridiplantae, Streptophyta, Magnoliopsida, Solanales, Convolvulaceae. The record is from RefSeq and is a predicted model, not a curated record. Bases 237 to 2273 code for a protein of 678 amino acids. Gene Ontology annotation, biological process: singlet oxygen-mediated programmed cell death; response to singlet oxygen. The transcript has 12 exons. Gene Ontology annotation, cellular component: thylakoid membrane.
GGCUGACGUCAGAAAUUGGACAUCCUUAUCCUAAACAAUAACCUAGUACGGAGUACUUCCGAUCUUCGUCGUAGACACUGCUUUCUCUUCUUCUUCUUCUUCCCCGGCGAUACCGGUCUGAACAAUCUCUGUUUCUUUAUAUAAUCAACGGCGGCUCCUUCUUUGUUCUCUCGAUUAAUUCACACAACCGCAUAAUCGCAGGGAGCUCCAUUGCAUCGCGAAAAGGUAUUUUCCCCAUGCUGUCGAUUGCCCCGCCAUCAUUCCCGUCUCCGAGCCCUCACAAAUUCUCCCCAACCACCGCGAAAUUCGCGUUUCCGUUGAGCCGUUCCUCGUCCUCGAUUUGCGGCCCUCACUCUCCGGUCUGCUGCCGCUGCGUGAGCGGCGGCGCGGAUCCCCCGCAGUCAGGGGACGGGUCGAGCUGGAGGUGGGACCUGACGAUUCAGGAUGCGUUUACGAAUGUGAUGAAGCGGUUCGAUGAUUUCGUGAAUCCGAACCGGAAUCACGAGAGUGUUGGCGCCGUGGAGACGGCGAGUGAGGAGAAGGACGAGGAAUGGGAUUGGGAGCGGUGGAAAAAACACUUUUCCGACGUCGAGGAGCAAGAGCGGAUCGUUUCGAUCUUAAAGUCACAGUUAGCAGGUUAUAUUAAUCGGGAAGAUUAUGAAGGGGCUGCCAGGCUUAAGGUGGCUAUUGCAGCUGCAGCUACAAAUGACACUGUGGGCAAAGUGAAAUCCCAUUUUAAUAACACAGUGGAGGAAGAGCGGUACUCAGAUGCAGCCUGGUUACGAGAUUAUGCUGGCGCUGGAUUGGUGGGUUGGUGGGUUGGAGUUUCAGAAGGUGAUCCUUAUGGACGCAUUAUUCGUAUAAGUGCUGAAUAUGGAAGAUAUGUGGCGAAAAGUUAUACUCCGAGGCAGCUUGCGUCGGCAAUGGAUGGUGCCCCCAUCUUUGAGAUAUUUCUCACAAUGAAUAAGAAAGACGAGUAUAGGUUGCAGGCUGUCUACUUGAAGCGGAUGACAGCUACUCAGGACUUAACAAUUCCUUCCUCCAAAGUAUCUGGUGCUGCGAGUAACUUGGACUCUCGGAGUCCAACUGAAAACAAAAAUGAUCUAUUUGGAAAUAGUAGUGAAGUUUCAGAAGAUGAUGAAGAUAGUGACGAUGAUUCUGGUUUUGGUAAUGCGUUACAAGACUUGAUUCCUGGUGUGAAGGUCAAGGUUUUGAAAGUAACAGCGCCAGCUAAAGUGGACAGGGAUUUAAUAUCGAAGGUGAUUGAAGACAUAAUUGAUGACGAAGACGAAGAUGAAGAGGAAGAGGAAGAGGAGGAUAUUAAGGAAACAGACUCCGAGAUAGAAAGUGUCAGUGCUGAAGAAGAAAUUAAAGAUCAAAGCGACAUAGAGCAGAAUGCAAUUGAAAUCGAUGCAGAUCGUGGGGUUAGAGACGGUGUAGAGCAAAAUCAAAUUGCUUUGAAGGUUGUUGUAAGUGGCCUUGUACAGAAUAUGUCUAGUAAUGCCCGCAGUAAAGAUUUUCAACGUGUGCCAGCUAGGCUGGAAAGAAAGGGUCGUUUAUCAUUUACUUUUACUAUAGAAGAAGAUGAUAAACAAACUUCUGGUGGCAGCAAACAAUCCCCACGAAAUAGAAGUCCUAAACUCCAAGGUCAACGGAGCAUAGACCAUCUGAUGCUUGAUCUUGCAAAAUUUAUUGGCCGGGGAAAAAUACCUAUGAAGGUGCUUAAGGACGUUAGCGAGUUGUUCACUCUUACUCUAAAUCAUGCUCGAAAUCCUCAGCCAUUGUCAAAAUCAACUACUUUUAAUCGCAUUGAGAUUCCGACCUCUCAGGACCCAUUAAAUGGCCUAUAUGUUGGUACACAUGGUCUUCGAUCUUCAGAAGUAAUCCACCUAAGGCGCAGAUUUGGUCAGUGGAAAGAAGAUGGCGUCACAAAGCAGUCAUCUAGGAUUGAAUUUUAUGAAUAUGUUGAAGCUGUAAAAUUAACCGGAGAUCCUUAUGUGCCUGCUGGCCAGAUUGCCUUCCGGGCAAAAGUUGGGAAGCAAUAUCAGCUUCCUCAUAAAGGGAUUUUCCCAGAAGAAUUUGGCGUGAUUGCUCGAUAUAAGGGACAAGGAAGGCUGGCAGAGCCAGGGUUUCAAAAUCCUCGAUGGGUUGAUGGAGAACUUGUUAUUCUGGAUGGAAAGUACAUCAAAGGAGGGCCUGUCAUUGGGUUCGUAUACUGGGCAACCGAGUAUCAUUUCUUGGUUUUCUUCCAACGCCUGAGGCUGCAGGAGUAGAUAACCGUUGCACAUACAGGUUGAGGUUGUCUAUUCUUUCCUCAGAUUUUGUAGAUGAAUUUCAUAGAGCCCUUUGAGCUGAGUUGCAGAUACAGAAAGCUCGGUCUCUGCUAAAUGGCGAUGUUUGGCUAACAGCAGGUUUUGACAUAAUCUUAGUAUUUGGAUGAUCACAAACAUUGCAUUCUCAGCCUUCCCCGUAUCUCUUAUUUGAUGGCUCUUUCUCGACACUGUAAAUAUGCUGCUUUGUGUAUUCAAUUCAUAAAUAGUGCUACAGAAUUUGAUUUUCACUGGUGCUUUUGGUGGGAAUCAGACUUAUAAUCUCUUAGUUUAUCUAGGUUUUGUAGUGUAUAUAUGCAUUUAAGCCCGUUUUAUUGAAUAAUAUAUAAACGCUCAAUUUGAUUAUCUCUAGUGCAUUCGAUUUAAUA